GAUCGUACGUAUAGAAACGCGCGAGCAGUAACGAUUAAAUUAAUUGAAUUGAAAAGAUAUAUUGAAAUUUUCUCUGUAUUUAUAAAAAAAAAUGGCUGGAGAAGUCAUCGUUGAUGCAUUACCCUAUAUAGAUCAAGGAUAUGACGAACCUGGUGUUAGGGAAGCGUUUUACUAUGGAUAUGAACAAGUUUAUAUUUGCUAUUUGGAGGAUGUAUCCUUUACUCGCUCAAUUUCAGGCAUUAGCAAUGGUUGAAGAAGAGACGAGACGAUACAGACCAACCAAAAAUUACUUGGAACAUUUGCCUUCUUUAAAUAUAAAUGCAUUUGAAACUGAUGUAAUGAAGCACGAGUUUGAAAGAAUGCAAAAUCGUUUACCUAUGGAAGUUCUCAGUAUGAAACGUUAUGAACUUCCACCGCCACCGCCUGGUAAAAUGAACGAUUUGACAGCCUGGAAUGAGAGCGUAGAAAAUAGUAGUGCGCAACUGGAACAUCAAGCAACUAGGAUAUGUAAUUUAGAAUUAAUGAUGGAAUAUGGUUGCGAAGCCUGGAAAUCGUAUUUGGAAAUAUUAGUUCAAUUAGUUAGUCAAGGACAAAAACAAUUGCAGACUUUAAGAAAAAAGAUACAAGAAGUUAAUUGGCAAAGAAAAUCGAUGCAAACACAAGGAGGAGAAAAGUUAAGAGCAUUGGAAGCUCAAUGGGUCGGUUUGGUUUCAAAGAACUAUGAAAUUGAACAGGCAUGUGUACAUAUAGAAGAGGAAAUACACAAAACUAUAAUGAACAAAGAAGAGAUAAUAGAAAUAAAUCAUGUACCAGGAGAUGAAGAACCAGCCGUUCCAGGAAAAAGUGCCACGGACGUUAUGGCAAUGGAAAUGAAUCUUGCUGAAAAUCAAGCAAUAUAAUACAUUUGCUCAAGUACGUAAGUAUGAAAGAAGAAGAGAAAAAGAAAAAGAACAAAAAAAAAAAAAAAAGAAA
Molecule: messenger RNA, 972 nt
Organism: Vespula pensylvanica (western yellowjacket)
Lineage: Eukaryota; Metazoa; Arthropoda; Insecta; Hymenoptera; Vespidae
Gene: BCAS2
Product: pre-mRNA-splicing factor SPF27
Exons: 3
Coding region: 141-899 (252 amino acids)
Biological process (GO): mRNA processing
Cellular component (GO): catalytic step 2 spliceosome; Prp19 complex; precatalytic spliceosome
Source: RefSeq, a predicted model, not a curated record